This is a messenger RNA of Adineta ricciae, 1371 nucleotides long. The record is from the annotation of a GenBank genome assembly. Lineage: Eukaryota; Metazoa; Rotifera; Eurotatoria; Adinetida; Adinetidae.
AUGAUCUGGUUAGACAGUCUACCUAAUGAUUGGUGGAUACCAUAUCAAUCAACGACAAAGUUUUCGACUGAAUGCAUUCGAGAAGUAACUAUUGAAUUGUUAUUUGCUGUUCGAAAUCUCAUCAUUGAUACACGAACAUACGCACGUGCUUGUAAACGUGAUUGUCUUCGAGUAAAUGACUUUGAGAAUGCACUCGAGAAUCGAAAUAUUCGUCAUUCAUCACUUGAAAACCUUGAAAACGAUAUGCAAGAGAAGAAAUCUUGUGUCAUUUCUAUAUCAUCGUUGAUUCAAUCGAAUGAUCAACUACCACGAACGAUUAAGAAACUUCAAUUGACAAUGCACUGGUUAGCAAUCGAUGGACAACAACCGAUAACUUCAGAAAACCCAUUACCCAAUUUUUCUCAAGGUCAUUCAAAUCAUCGGCAACGCGAGAAAAAGACGUUAUCAACUGAGCUCAGCGAACAAUCUCCUAUGAUACAACAACUUUUUCAUUUAGCGAGUUCAACUCAAAUAAACCGCAAAGACUUACAUGAACAUGUUCAUCCGUUAACUAAGAAUAAUCUAACUAUUAAACCAAUUUGUCCUCUCAAUUUAUCUGCACGUCGUCUACCAAUUAACAACCAAACACCAACGAUACCAUCAUUUUCAUCAUUACUUGGCCAUGAAUUAAGUCUUGAGCAGCAAUUCUAUUUUAAAAUGCUGACUGAAUCAUAUUUAAAUGGCACUGAUCAACAACAAUCCAAUACAGUCCGUUGUCUUUCAUCUGAUGCUGCUCUUCAGCCACUUUUACCACGGUUACUCCUAUUCAUCUCUAAAGGUAUCGAAACAAAUGUUCAUUUACAUGAUUUCGAUUUUCUCUCUCGACUUUUAUCACUAUUAAUGAAUCUUCUAAACAAUCGAUUUCUUUCAUUCGAUAAAUAUCUUCAUACAAUCCUUCCGUCGUUAUUAACUUGUCUUAUUUGCAUUUUUGAGACACCAAAGCUUGAUAUGACAUCAUCUAUCAAUGAUUCAAUUAGUCACUCUAUGAUCUGGACUAUCCGAGAACAAGCCAGUAAUUUAAUUCAUCAUUUUCAACAGAAAUAUUCCUUUGUAUCUUGUCUUACCGAUCGGAUUACUUCUGUUAUUAAAUCCUUGUUUAUUAAUAACGAUGAGCGAAUAUCAUUUUCAAUUGUUUAUGCAUGUUGUCGGACACUAUUAUUGAUUGAUAUGGAACAGUAUCAUUCCUUUAUUAUUGAUACCUUACGAAAUGGCAGGAAGAUGUAUACGUUCGAAUCUGAUUGUGAUUUGGAUUAUACCAGUCAAGAAAGAAUAUUUCGAGAGAAAAUCAAUGAAUUACUUGUGAAAUAUAAUUUGAAUUUAGAAAAUGACUGA